Messenger RNA from Galeopterus variegatus (Sunda flying lemur), 948 nucleotides. It is a transcript of the gene LRRC29, whose product is annotated as leucine rich repeat containing 29. Gene Ontology annotation, cellular component: SCF ubiquitin ligase complex. Gene Ontology annotation, molecular function: protein binding. NCBI's taxonomy places the organism in Eukaryota, Metazoa, Chordata, Mammalia, Dermoptera, Cynocephalidae. The transcript is spliced from 6 exons. The record is from RefSeq and is a predicted model, not a curated record. Gene Ontology annotation, biological process: SCF-dependent proteasomal ubiquitin-dependent protein catabolic process.
AUGGCGGAAUCGCUGCCCCUGGAGAUACUCACAUAUAUUCUGAGCUUCCUGCCUCUGUUAGCUCAGAAAGAGGCCUCCCUCGUGAGUCAGGCUUGGUACUGUGCAGCCUAGAAUGCCCUUUGGGAGCAACCAGGCCUUACCUCCCUGGACCUCAGUGGCUGCUCAGAGCUGACAGAUGGGGCACUGCUGGCUGUGAGCUGGAGCUCGUGGCACCUGCAGCACCUGAGCCUGAGGAAGCUGCAGAGGCUGACGGAUGCGGGAUGCACAGCCCUGGGGGUCCUGCAGGAGUUGCAGAGCCUUGACAUGGCCGAGUGCUGCCUGGUAAGUGGGCGGGAACUGGCCCAGGCCCUGGGCUCAGUGCAUGGAGCUCCACCCCCAUUGACCUCCCUCAACCUGGCUUACUGCUCUUCACUGAAGCCACGCCCAGAGCUGGAGCAUCAGGCCUCAGGCCCCAAGGACACCUCUCCCAAGCCACAGGGCCCCUCCCUGCUCAUGCUGCAGGCCCUGCAGGAGUUGGACCUUACAGCCUGCAGCAAGUUGACUGAUGCCAGUUUGGCCAAGGUGCUCCAGUUCCCCCAGCUGAGGCAAUUGUCUCUGAGCCUGUUGCUGGCACUCACAGACAGGGGCUUGGUGGCUGUGGCCAGGGGCUGCCCCAGCCUGGAGCGCCUGGCACUGAGUCUCUGCAGCCAUCUCAGCAAUGAGGGCUGGACCCAGGCAGCCAGGUCCUGGCCGAGGCUGCAGCACUUCAACCUGUCCAGCUGCAGUCAGCUCACAGAGCAAACCCUGGAUACCAUCAGGCAGGCGUGCAAGCAGCUCCAGGUGUUGGAUAUGGCCAUGUGUCCUGGCAUCAACAUGGCCGCUGUUAGGUGCUUCCAAGCCCAACUGCCCCAGUUGACCUGUGUCCAAUCCCGCUUUGUGGGAGGGGCUGACCUGAACAUAAUGCUCUAA